This is a messenger RNA of Lasiodiplodia theobromae, 774 nucleotides long. RefSeq lists its product as uncharacterized. The coding region runs from base 1 to 774 and encodes 257 amino acids. The transcript has 2 exons. The record is from RefSeq and is a predicted model, not a curated record. NCBI's taxonomy places the organism in Eukaryota, Fungi, Ascomycota, Dothideomycetes, Botryosphaeriales, Botryosphaeriaceae.
AUGAUCCUCUUGCGCUCUUCACGGCCAAUUGCCCGUGCUUUCGGCCAGCCGUUGCGCUGCGCCGCCCGAGCCGUCUCCACGCUCCCAAACAACCCUCACAUCUACGUCCACACCGACCCGAUAACAUCGACGCACACCCUCACCCUCACGCCGACGACACCGCCCGUCCGCUCGCUCGCGCUCGGCACCACGUCCUCCCUGCCGCCCACGCCCAACAGCUUCCGCGAAAACCACGCCUUCCACGGCAUCCUGCAGUCGGUGCUGGCGGCGCACGCCGUGCACGACCCGGCCGUGCAGUCGCAGGCGGCGGCGUACGCGUCGCAGGCGGGCAGCAUGCUGGGCGGCGGCGGCAUCGUCUUCCCAGCGAACCACCCCUCGCAGCAGUACAGCAGCAACAAGCAGGCCGGCAAGCGCUCGCGGCCCUCGUCGGGCCCCGCGAGCGUGGGCAAGACUGCCUCGUACGCCGCGUCUGCCGGAGGCGCGGGCGGCGCCAGCGCCCAGGGUGGCAGCGGCGGCGGCGGCCGUGGCGGCUGGGUGCACGUCAGCGACCAGCGCAACCCGCCCGACUACGGCCGCAUCGCCUGGCCAGAGGACAUCUUCGGCAGCGUCGAGGUCGACGGCUGCGGCCAGUUUGUCUCCGGCAACGGCAACUACCAGGAGAGCGGCACGUACCGCAUGUGUACUAACGAAGGCUUCCUGGGAUUGAGCCCUUACCUACGCGAGAAGGUCGUCGAGAAGUUGAAGGUGUUGGAGGAGCAGGAGAAGGGGAAAUGA